This is a messenger RNA of Anarrhichthys ocellatus (wolf-eel), 1825 nucleotides long. RefSeq lists its product as uncharacterized. Lineage: Eukaryota; Metazoa; Chordata; Actinopteri; Perciformes; Anarhichadidae. The transcript is spliced from 7 exons. Bases 98 to 991 code for a protein of 297 amino acids. The record is from RefSeq and is a predicted model, not a curated record.
GGAAGUGAAGACAGGAAGUAGAUGCUGCGUUCGUGUUUAAGAAGCAGCGCGUCGGAGACUUUGACAGUCGAGAGCGUGAAACCAAGAGAGGAACACGAUGGCUGAAUUCAGAUGGAUUGUGAUGUCUUCAUUUCUGAUGCUGCAGGUGUUGAGCUUUAGAGCAGCAGUUGUGGAACCUUCAUCCUUCACUGUCAGAGAUGGAGAUGAAGUCACUUUGCCUUUUAAGAAUGUGACACAUGAUCAGGAUGAGUGUGACUCUAUUACGUGGCUCUUCACUGGUUCAGGAAAUACAGUACCGCUGUUUGAAGAUGGGAAGAUUGUUGAAGCAGAAGCUAAAUCAGACAGACUGAGUGUUUCAGAGAAAUGUUCUCUGGUUAUGAAGAAUGUCACAUAUAAAGAUGGUGGUGAAUAUGUCUGCAGACAGUUCAGAUCAGGAAAACAAGAAGGUGAAGACGUGUUUCAUCUGGCUGUUGUCACCAUGACUGAACAGAAGAACAAUGAUGAGGUGACGUUGAGCUGCUCUGUGUCGACAUAUAGAGGAUGUAGACACAGAGUGAAGUGGCUUUAUGAGGGUGAUCAGUAUGAUGAGAUGACACCACAAUAUAUCUGUUCAGCCAGGUUGAGGAUUAAAAAAUCUCACCUUGAUCAGAAGUCAAAGUCUUUAUUGAAAUGUGAAGUGACUGAUAGGUCCACUGGAGAAGUGCAUCAGUUCACCUUCAGCCCUCCUCAGUCCUCAGGAGUGAUGAACAACGAAACAUCUGAAAACAACUCGAAUGAGAAGAAACCAGAAGGCUGGUGGAGGUUGAUCGUUGUUCCUGUGGGUUUAGCAGCACUUAUAAUAAGUGUUGUUACAGUCAACAUAUGGACAAGAACUACAGGAAACAAAACUCUGAUAGAAGAAAACAUUGAGCGUGAUGAUGAAGAUGAAGAUGACGGUACGGUGAACUAUGAAAACGCUGGAGACCCUUCUGCCUCCGUCUCACUGGACUGAUGAACAACAUCAACCCACCAGAGUCCACUGCUGUUAAACAUCCAGACAUCCUAGUCCAUGACUAAAGAAUCAUUCAGAUGUUCUCUGUUGUUGAGGUAUCCACCAUGAAUGUCCGAGACACACCACACCCUAAGAACCUCUCUCUAUAUUUUUGUAUUAAAAUAAUUGAUACACAAAUUGAUUAAUCGACUUAUGGAAAUGGUAGAUUAAAUGAAGACGUGCAACAAGGGGAAACUGUAGUUUUGCUGCAUGCAGGUGAACUUUGAUGCUAUCUAACACCUGUCUGCCUUUGGAGGGAGGGGCUGGACACCAAGAAGCGUUAAGGCAGCAUCCUGUGGUUUGAGCACCUUGCUGACUCGUAUACAAAGAAGUCCUCGAGGCGUAGUUUCACACCUAACGGACAAGUAGUGGGCCAUGACCCCUGUGGCAACAAGAGGUCCUAUCUCACGGUGUUAUUUUUGUUUCAUACAAGAUUGCUUAUUCUCUUAUAUUUUCCAUUGUCUAUGAUGAGUUACGAUCUAUUGUUUAUUAUCAAGCAAAUAAUGUAGCAGGAAAAGCGUUAAACUUAAAAACUAGGUCUGUGGAGGUAAUAAGACUAUGAGAAGUGUCUUGUCCAAUGAUUUAAGAAUGAUCUGUUGUCUACAUUAUAUGGACCCGGAGGUUGCAGAAAGCGUGAGGGAGAAGGGUACAAAUAUGGGGAGACAACAAAGGAUCGGGGCUGCGGAGGCUGAAAGGUCUCUGCCUCUUUUGGGGUCUUUGGGUAAACUUGGUCCCUUGUGAACAUAGUGCUUUUGACAUUUUACAUGAUCUUUUAUUUCCAUUUUUAUUAUUCAU